This is a messenger RNA of Aethina tumida (small hive beetle), 739 nucleotides long. Its product is annotated as adrenodoxin-like protein 2, mitochondrial. Gene Ontology annotation, molecular function: 2 iron, 2 sulfur cluster binding. The transcript is spliced from 2 exons. NCBI's taxonomy places the organism in Eukaryota, Metazoa, Arthropoda, Insecta, Coleoptera, Nitidulidae. Gene Ontology annotation, biological process: positive regulation of oxidoreductase activity; P450-containing electron transport chain. Gene Ontology annotation, cellular component: mitochondrion. The record is from RefSeq and is a predicted model, not a curated record. The coding region runs from base 234 to 692 and encodes 152 amino acids.
CGCGUACUUGACAGUUGUGAGUUGUAACAUAACCUUGACGCUUGUUUACAACAUCAGCCACGAUUGAGUUUCUAAUCGUUUUGUAAUGAUAAAAUUUUAAACUACUCGCCGUUUUUACCCGUGAAGUUUGUUUGGCCAAAACGUAAUAUUACGGAACCAGCAAAAUUCUAUCGUUUAGGUUUAAAGUUUUAUAGUGCGCUGAAGACCAGUUUUUACUAGUUAAUUUCCUCAAAAUGUCUAUGAACAUUUUUAAAACUAUUGCAAAACUCACCAGGACACCAACAACAUACAAUAACUGCAUACAAAAUCUAAGGGUAUUUUCUACAGGAAUUCCGUUGCAAAACAAGAAAGAAAUUGAGGUAACAUUUGUUAAAGCCAAUGGAGAGAAAGUCAAAGCAAAAGGUAAAGUUGGAGACUCACUUUUGGAUGUAGUUGUAAACAAUGAUAUUGACCUGGAUGGAUUUGGGGCUUGUGAGGGAACACUGACUUGUUCUACAUGCCACUUGAUAUUCACCCCACAGGAUUUUAAUGAACUACCAAAUAAGGCAACUGAGGAAGAAAUAGACAUGUUAGAUUUGGCCUAUGAAUUAACAGACACAUCAAGAUUGGGAUGCCAGAUCUUUUUAUCAGAGAAAUUGGAUGGAUUGGAAGUUAGAGUACCAGCAACUAUAAAUGAUCAAAGGAAUUCUUAAUUCAAAUCUUAUUACAUUUGUUAAUUAAUGUAUUUGAAUCUUGUUUA